AUGCCUAUUGGGACGCACGUACUACUUUGCAACCUCGGUUUCGUCGCACAGUCGAACACGCUUCGUCCGUACCUCUCCUGUGUGCGGUCCACGCUCACCGCCGCGUUGACGUUGGACAACUUUGCCUCGCAAACGGUGGAACGGCACAACGUGCCCGAGAUCGAAGCUGCUUCCUCCCUCGAAGUCCUCUUGACACCCCUUACGAUCAGUCGCAAUGAGAACGAGAAAGUCCUCAUCGAACCCUCCGUCAACUCGAUUCGCAUCAGUAUCGGCAUCAAACAGGCGGACGAGCUGGAACGCAUCCUCGCCCACAAGUUUACGAGGUUUCUCAUGCAACGCGCCGAAGCCUUCGUCAUCCUCCGUCGCAAACCGGUGAAAGGAUACGAUAUCAGCUUUCUGAUUACCAACUUCCAUUCCGAAACCAUGCUAAAGCAUAAGCUCGUGGAUUUCAUUAUCGAGUUCAUGGAGGAGGUGGAUAAGGAGAUCAGCGAGAUGAAGCUCAGCAUCAAUGCAAGGGCCAGGAUUGUCGCCGAGAGCUAUUUGUCACAGUUCGCAUGA
Molecule: messenger RNA, 558 nt
Organism: Kalmanozyma brasiliensis GHG001
Lineage: Eukaryota; Fungi; Basidiomycota; Ustilaginomycetes; Ustilaginales
Product: ARP2/3 complex, 20kDa subunit (P20-Arc)
Exons: 2
Coding region: 1-558 (185 amino acids)
Biological process (GO): actin filament polymerization; Arp2/3 complex-mediated actin nucleation
Cellular component (GO): Arp2/3 protein complex; actin cytoskeleton
Molecular function (GO): actin filament binding
Source: RefSeq, a predicted model, not a curated record